UGAAUUAUGAACUACUUUUAUUGCCCCAGCAAACGUUGGCUGCGGCAAAGACAAGAACUUGAACAGACAGCUCAAACACAAAGACACGGACGCUAACAAGAACAAACCCCUUACUUAAACCCAUUUCCCAGUCACUUGCUCCCUCUAUUAUCCAUCACAAAAUCCCCUCUUUUGAUGAUUCUGUGUUGAAAGUUGGAAACUCUGGAUCAUGGGUUGCUGUGAAUCCUCUUUUCUACCGGAAACCCACUCAGAAAAUGGCCAAACCAACCAGCAGCAACACCCCCACCACCACCAACCGCCGUCUGGAGGACCACCGGACCCGGCAACUAAUGAAACGCCGCCUUUCUCUGAGUUCUCGUUUUCUGUCCUAAAAGGAGCCACAAAUAACUUCAGCUCUGAUAAUAUUGUUUCUGAGAGCGGUGAGAAAGCCCCAAACCUUGUGUACAAAGGCCGCCUUCAGAACAGGAAAUGGAUUGCUGUGAAGAAGUUCACCAAGAUGGCAUGGCCCGACCCCAAGCAGUUUGCGGAGGAAGCAUGGGGCGUGGGGAAGUUGAGGCACAGGAGGCUGGCAAAUUUGAUAGGGUACUGCUGUGAUGAGGAUGAGAGGCUGCUUGUCGCUGAGUACAUGCCCAAUGAUACCCUUGCUAAGCAUUUGUUUCACUGGGAAAAUCAAACAAUUGAGUGGGCAAUGCGUUUAAGGGUGGCCUCCUACAUUGCUGAAGCUUUGGAUUAUUGUAGUAGCGAGGGCCGUCCAUUAUACCAUGAUUUAAAUGCUUACAGGGUUCUCUUUGAUGAGGAUGGGGAUCCACGUCUCUCUUGUUUUGGCUUAAUGAAAAACAGCAGGGAUGGGAAAAGUUAUAGCACGAAUCUUGCUUACACACCUCCUGAGUACCUAAGAAAUGGAAGGGUUACCCCCGAAAGUGUCAUUUACAGCUUUGGCACUGUCCUCCUUGAUUUGCUCAGUGGAAAGCACAUCCCUCCAAGUCAUGCUCUUGAUAUGAUACGAAGCAAAAACAUUAAUCUCCUAAUGGAUUCACAUUUAGAGGGAAACUUUUCUAUGGAAGAAGCAACAGUGGUUGUUGGUCUAGCCUCUCAAUGUUUGCAGUAUGAACCCAGAGAGCGGCCUAGUAUGGAGGACAUUGUCACAACACUUGCUCCACUGCAAACAAAACCUGAUGUGCCAUCUUACGUCAUGCUUGGAAUCUCAAAGCAGGAGGAAGCCCCAUCAACCCCACAACGCCCCCUUUCAGCAAUGGGUGAUGCCUGUUUACGCAUGGACCUCACAGCAAUACAUCAGAUAUUAGUGAUGAAUCACUACAAGGAUGAUGAAGGGACAAAUGAGCUAUCUUUUCAAGAGUGGACCCAGCAGAUGAGAGAUAUGUUGGAAUCUAGAAAGCGAGGAGAUUAUGCAUUCCGUGACAAAGAUUUUAAAACUGCCAUUGACUGUUACUCCCAGUUCAUAAACGUAGGAACCAUGGUCUCUCCUACCGUUUUUGCAAGGCGCAGUCUAUGCUAUCUCUUAUGUGAUCAAGCAGAUGCUGCCCUUCGAGAUGCAAUGCAAGCACAAUGUGUUUAUCCUGAUUGGCCCACCGCCUUCUACAUGCAAUCAGUUGCCCUUGCCAAACUGGACAUGCACAAGGAUGCUUCAGACAUGUUGAACGAAGCUGCUGCAUUAGAAGAGAAGAGGCAACGAGGCGGGAAGGGAUCCUGACAACACAAUAUCCAUAAUUAGCAAACAAUUCCACUUCCACAUACCAUUACCCAUUCUUGUUGAGGCAGCCCCAAGUUUGUGUAAAAAUCUGAGCUUGACAUUGAAUUUCAAAAUAAAAAAUUGUAUGACAUGGAACAAAACACCUGUUGUAUCAAUGCAUGCUUAUUUUUCUCCCCUUGUGACGGGAAUCGUUCCCCUGAUGUGU
Molecule: messenger RNA, 1916 nt
Organism: Rubroshorea leprosula
Lineage: Eukaryota; Viridiplantae; Streptophyta; Magnoliopsida; Malvales; Dipterocarpaceae
Source: the annotation of a GenBank genome assembly